Messenger RNA from Amoebophrya sp. A120, 4913 nucleotides. Lineage: Eukaryota; Dinophyceae; Syndiniales; Amoebophryaceae. The record is from the annotation of a GenBank genome assembly.
CGUUGUCGUCAUUCAUAUACGCCCAUUGCGGCACUGGGCAGAUCGAUAACGCCGCCCCAUUUCCCUGUCGUCGCGCCAUGGUGUUUGCGUGUCGCUUUCUUGCAGGUGGUUCAGAGGAUGGCCGGCGCAUUUUCGUUUGCCCGGUUCGUAUCUCAUGUUUUUUUUAAUUGUGUCAGCAGGAGUUUGUGUCUCUCCCUCUUUGUCUUUCUGUGAGCAGAGUGCAAAGCCUCGCUUUUUCCGUGCCUACAAGCAGACUCAGGCUCAUUCCGUGAACAAAAAAUGAUGGGGGAAGUAGGCUCCGGGCAGUCUACAUAUUGGUCCGUCGCCAUUUAUCAAUUUGCAGAGCACGCGCCCCCGCCCCGUGCGUGGUAUGGGUAGCCACAUAACGCCCAGCGUAGCGCUAUGCUAGCUUUGGAUUGCGCGCGCGCGCCAUCAUGUAGCGCCGCGUGUCUACGUAGUUAGUAUGCUAUGCCACAAGCGUUAUAUUAUCUACACCCUGGUGGCUGCCACGAGCGCUCUAUCCAUCCCUGCGGCGAAAAACGGCAGGAAGCGUUUGGGCGGCCAGAAAUAGUAGCGCCGCACACAAAAAACAAAUCCCGUCCCCUGUCUAUCAGCGGGUCGGGCCUUGCCUUCGAAGAGGCAGGCUCGGGCCGGCGGUAGUUUUGUUGCCUAGCCGCGGCGCACCGUGGCAGAAAUUGAAGAAAGCCGCCCGCGUUUUGUGUGCGCACUCCUUGCGACGUUCCGGGAGAAUAGGCCCACAGCCUCUGGCGAUUCCGCUCGAGGCGUUGCAGGCCUGCGAACCACACCGGGCCGCCCCGGAGGCGGUGGUCUUCUUUGUGCUUGAACUUGUUGUACUAGUUCCGACAUUAUUUCAUCAAGAAUGAGAAAAAAGGUCGCCCUGGUUGUGGGUAGCCGGGCCGCAAGGGCGUUGCGAGGUUCCGGAGCGGCCGGUCCAGUUUGUGGAACUCCCACGCGCAGGCCCGAAGGCCUGCGAAGAAAGAGAACACGUCGCCCCUGACCUCCGCUGGUGUUUUUUUCGCCGCUGCGGACAUUAUAAACUAACAAAAGGAAAGGCCGCGCACUUCGUGUGCGAGCGUUCGUUCGUAGCUUCCUUUCGAAGCCCCGCAGGGCCCAGCGCAGCUUUUGGCGAUUCCGCACGAAGCCCGUGCUGGGGCGUGUGACGCUCGCCGAAGUCCCGUUUUCUUGUCGCCUCUUCGGUGGGGCCGGCUUUUUUCUUGUCGCACACCUCCGCGCGCAGCUUCUGUGGCUUCUGGAACCUACGCGGCCCCUGUUUCUGGCUUUCCAGCGGAGUUCCCCCAGGCUCCGUGGGGCUCGGCCUAGGUUAUUGCGCCCCCCCCCCCGCGCGAUGCCCCUCAGACACCAAAUGUGGAAAACGCACACAGAAAACCUCCGGCGACUUGUUCGAAGCUGCAAAAACUAGAAAACGCGAGCCGCUUGGUUUGGGCCCGACCGACUCCGGAAUCCUUUUGAGGGUCCCGGGGGGCUGACCCAGCUUCUUGCGGUUCCGCGCGAAGCCGCAAGGACGCUGCAGUUCUGGCCCGCGCUCUUUCGUGGUCGAUCCAGAUCCCGCCCCCGCGCAGGCUUUUCUUUUUUCUCGCCUCUGAGUGGCUUCUAUUGGUUGCCACUCUGCUUUGUCGCCGGGCGCCAGGGCUGAGGCUGCUGGUGCUGAUCAGUACAACGAACUGGGAGCGGGAGCGAGCCCGAUGUGGCCUGUCGCGGUUGCAGCGUUGCUUGGGCCUUCGCGCCGGGCUGGUUUGUAGGUGGCCUUCAGUGCCUGGCCUUGGUGGUUGCCCGCGCUUGGAAGCAGGCCGACUUUCCUGCAAAGCCUGACACGGCCCAUGCCCGGCGUGUUUGUUUCUUGUUUUCUAUAUCUCUUUUCUUUUUGCGGGGGAUGCGGCUGUGUGUUUCUUUGAUGAGUUCCAGGCUCUCUUCUUUGCAAAGAUAGAAAUGGGCGACGCUGCGCGGCGUGGCGCCUCGGCCCCGUCAGCCCUUUCCAUCACGAAAACAACGGGCGCGCGCAUUUUUGCGGGCCCUUGCCUGCAAUGGGAUGCAGUAUGUAUCAGCGCAGCAAAAUUACUUAAGCACUUACCCAAAAGACAAAGCUGCUUCGGGCCGCCUCUUUGAAGACUGGUGGCCAGGCGUUUUUGAUGGUGUUGAUAGCUGAUCUGGUCGUGGCGAAGGAGCGAACAUGCCACGAAAAGCGCUGCGCGGGGCGGGGCCUUUUUUCACUUGGAAAAAACGUGCCUGACCACAGCCAUUUGGUGCACUUGGGCAGUCUGCAAGACGUUGCGCGAGUCGGUGUCCCAGAUUUGUCGCUGCGCGGAAACGGCAGGGGUAGCGGCCCGCUCCGAGCUUCGCAUCCUGGGCCGAGAGGUGAGCGGCAUCGGCCGCAAGAUAUGGAGUCGCCCUGUGCUACCGACGCCGGAAAAAUGGGCGCGCUACCGGGUUAGUCAAGGUGCCCCAUUUUCGUAUCUUUAUGGCCAUCGCACAAAAAAAACCAUGGCCGUCGCAAAAACAACAAAGGUCGGCAAAUUUUCCACCAAGAAACUUCAUGCGCUAACUAAGUAGCUACAGCUACUUCGCCGAAGUUUACAAAGUUCGCACUAGCUGCAUGACCAUCAUCGUCGAAGUAAAGGCAGCUAGCAAUCGAAGUGCUACCACUUCUAGCUAGCUACAGCAUCAGCAUCGUCUUCGCAUGAUCAUCUACUUCGUCGGCGCGUAGUCCCCUGCGGACCUGGGGCCAGGCGCGUAGCUCCCGGCGGAUUAGGCCCCGGCUGAAAGUUGUCUCUCCGGCUGAGAGGGAGGUUGUUUUUUGUUUUGUUUUUUAAAUUGUGGAGAUGGGUGCCGAAGAUACGCAAGAAAAAAAAGCGUCCCUCCCAGCCGGAAAAACAGCCUGCAGCCGGAGCCUAAUCCGCAGGGGACUACAACGCGCCUGGGAUUAGGCUCCCCCAGGCUGCCUCUACUUCCCCCAGGCUGCCUCUACUUCGCCCGCCUGCGGGGGGGGCUGCCGCUAGACGGCCUGGGCUGCCUGUAGCCUUCCUGGGCAGGCUGCCCCUAGCAUGGUUCGGCUAGUACCUCUAGCCUGCCGGGGCUGCCGAGCGAAGCCUGGCUUGCUGGGCUGCCCAGCAAAGAAAGCGAAAGCCUGGCCUGCUGGGCUGCCAGCCUUACCCAGCAGAGCCCCGCUCAAUGGGCUGCCAGCCUAGGCUAGUUGCUAGGGCUGCUGGCCUAGCGAGGCAUAGCCUAGCUUUGCUAGGGCUGGCAGCCUAGCAAAGCCUGGGCUGCCGGCUGGCAGCCAUCUCAGCUAGAGAGUCUCCAUCUGAGAUGCAGAGUCUCUAUCUCAGAUGGAGAGUCUUGUCUCUAUUUCGGCUUCGCCACUGGUGGCGAAGCUGCUGAAAUAUAAAAAAAGCGCGCAGGUGGAAAACAGUAAGAAACAGAAAAACAAACAAAGACGCUCUAUCUCUCAUGGAGAAUUUCUAUUAUCAUCCGAGAGUCUCUAUUUGGAAUAGAGAUUCUCGAAGAUUUUCUAUUUCGAGCGCCUCGCGAAUUAAGGUAGGAAAAUGAGGCACCUCGGCUAACCCAGUAGUGCGCCCAUUUUUCCGGCAUCGGUAGCGCAGGGGGAUUCCAUACAAGCCCGCAGAGUCCUCGCCAGGCACAAGCAGUAGCAGCGCCGCCGGAACGCCGGCCCAGCACCAGGCUACAGCCCCGCAAGGAACCCCGCCCGGAGAGCCGCCGCAAAACGGACCAGCCCCGCGCCUACGAGUUCCGCAAAACUACGACCAUGGUCGGAACUUUGGUCGUAUCGCGCUGAAAAAAAUGAUCACGCUCAUACUUUCGCCGUUUUUGGCCCGAAUAGGAGCACCCUUAUGCAUGAUCACUUUUUCCCUGGCGUGGGCCACAUGCGGCCCAUGCCGUCGCAUUUGAAAAAAGUGAUCCCGGCGCCCUAAUUAAAAGCGGGGCGCUCAUAUUUUUUUCAACUCUUCUUCUACAAAAAAACGCGACAAAAAGUCGCAUGGUCACUUUUUUUAGCGUGGCGCCAUUCUUCCAAAACGCAGAAAAGCGCCACACUUGAAAGAACGCAAAUCACGAGCGGACCAGGCUGGUUCUGAAAAAGCACCAGACCCGCGAGAGCGUGCUGGCUAAAAAAAAUGGCCAUACGCUAAAAGGUGGACUGUUUUGCCUCGACUCAGAUUGAUUGGAUUUUGGCCAAAAGUGGCGAGGAUAUGAGUAUGGUCAUUUUUUUUUGCGCGAUAGGUCUCCUCGCGGAAGGCGAAGCAAACAUCGGCGAAAACACUCAGCGUGACUGGGGCCUCCGCGACUGAAGGGGGCCGCCGCGACCUCGUUUAUAUAUUUACUCACACAAUGCCGCUCUGUGGUAGUCGUGGGGCAGUUCGGUUUUUACACUUUACACGGCUCACGCAACCAAGGCGUCGUGAUGAUAGUAGGAAACAGCCACGACACCAGACAGCUGAUCGACUGGAGCAGGUUUCUUCUUGAUCGCCUAGAGCGCAGAUCCAAUUCUAAACCGCCGAUCAAGACAAAAGCAAUGAGCUUCAUGCUGAUAAAAUGGCAUGAGUGUUGUACUUAGCAGGCUUCCUAGGGGAGUGACAACAUCGACACUUGAGCAGUUUGAAAGCCAAUUUGUGAUCAGCUUGGGGACUGAAUUGCGCUGGAGGUGACUUUCACUACUUGCGCUUUAUAGAUACGCACCGGGGUGGUAGUGCUCGUCUAUUUCUAUUCUGAGGACCAGAAUAUUUACACCGAAUAGCGGGGACGCAAAUCCACCUAAGACGCCACCACGCAGAAGGGGGCAGUCCCGCUACCUCGUGUAGCAAUGGAAAUCGAAGCAAUUGCGUAAAGGGAAAAUGUUUUUUUGCCAGCGGCGGCCCUGCACC